Molecule: messenger RNA, 2745 nt
Organism: Rodentolepis nana
Lineage: Eukaryota; Metazoa; Platyhelminthes; Cestoda; Cyclophyllidea; Hymenolepididae
Source: the annotation of a GenBank genome assembly
AUGCUACUCUAUUUAUCCUUUAUUACCAAAACUAAUUUUAGAUUCAACGGCGAAGAUCUUAGGCAUAUAUCAACCCAGUGGGGUUCCACAUUUGAAGGAAUCCUUCUUCUCAAACAGAAAUCAGAAUCAUUUUUCAAGCGAUCCAGCUCUUUCAGUGAGCAUUGGUGCCGGCUAAAAGGCAAUCUUCUUGUCAUCUUUCGUAACGAAGGUGCAAGUUCCAAAGAUCUGGUCGGAGUUGUUCUUCUUGAGCGAUGCCAGGCUAAAACUGUAGUUGAUACUGCUGUACAGAAUGCCUUCCAGAUCGUUUUUGAAUGUGGUGACCCUCCCAUGUUUUUUGCUGCGCGUUCUGCUGAAGAAGCUAAUAUGUGGUGUAACCAUAUCUCAAAAGCUGGUCUUUCUGAGCUAUCAGCUCGUAGAUUACAACUUAGAGAGGAAAUACGACAUUUAACAGGAAAAGAUCCCCUCGAUCCUCUUAGCCCAGCUUUUAAUCCUCGAUCUGCCUGCGAUCCCGAUGAAUUUAAUGAAUCCGGAUUAGAAAUCCAAUUAAGUCUCCUUGAGGAAAAUGCUUCCACUUUCCUUGAUCCUGAUUUGGGCCUUCAGUUUAUGAUUUAUGUCAAACAACCUGAAAUUGGGGAUACUUGGGAAUUAAUAGCAGAAACAGAGGUUCAAACGAAGGCAUGCUUGACUUUCUUGAAAACCGUGAAGUUAAACUCCGAAAAGGUCUCCAAAUCUUCACUUAUAAUGUUCAGCUUAUUGGAAUUUAAGGAUAUUCAUUCCUCUUUGAGUCGCGUAAUUAGUAGUGCGGAAACAACAGCAGAAGCUUUGCACAGCGCUUCAACGUUAAAUUUGCACCUACACGUGGAAUCGGAGACUACUAGCAAUUCGGAUUAUCUUCUAGUUGUCCAGGUUUUGAAUCAGCGUGCAAAUGGUCCUGAUUUUGAUCAUCUUGAUCCCGACAGUCAACAGCUGCGAAAUGUGUGUGAGACUAUCUUGACCCGAAAUUAUGUUUUUCCUCAUACUCUUGGGGGGAAUAUGCGAGUUGUGGAGUUUAUGGGCGAAUCUCGAAUCUGUUUCCAAUUCCCUAUUGAAUACCUAAAGUCAUUGAUCACUCAAGAACAUCUGCUCUAUGAUUCACUUCUUCGGAUUGGAAUGUCGGAUCCCACUCUUGAAUGUCUUCGUAGGGAGCGUCUGAUGGGUAUGAAAAACACAAUCGAACUCUAUGAGCUAUGCCUGCGAAGCACCGUGGACCAUAUGGGUCCAAGUUUCAAGCGAAGUACCGAACGCAAAUGCUCCGAAUUGGACUUUGUCCCAACAAAUCUCCAUGUCAAUAGAAUCGGUCUGUUGGACUCGGAUAAUAGGCUUAUCUCCUCUCAUGAUAUAAUUUCCGUUGGCGCCUUUACCUCUUCCUCAGGCAAAUUCAAGGCUAAGGGCCUAUUCCAGACAGUAGCAACUGUCUCCAACCUGGACAAAGCUUCCGACAAUCACAAUCCCCAUCACAGUGCGAGUCUCACAGAAAUGCUGCGCAAUUCUCCAACUGCACGUGUUUUGGUUUCUUCAGCUCUUCAAUACGACAAGCAGAGCAUUGGAAUGGCUUUCAGAAAUCUUUCUACAGGUGGAGUUGUGGCUGUCCGACUGAGUGGUGACCUUUCAGAACUCAAUACAAGAUUGGGACCAACAGGUCAGGCAGGAAUCUUAUCUCAAAGGCUUGAAAAGGGUAUGACUGCGCUGAUGGGGAUAUUCAAAAGUGCUUCAGUUAGUGAUGGCUUCUUAGAGGAACUCCGGUCAAGUUAUGAACCCCUUCUCAAACGUGUAGCUGACCUGUCAGCUCUGGAUUCGAAUCAGAGUGAUCCAGUGAAUGAUACCAAUCGCGACGUAGUACUCCAGGAGAUCGCUUCAACAUCCACGCGCUUACAGAAGGUGUUAUUCCGCACUUGGGAGCAGGUUGAAGAGUCUUUGUGGCGAGAAGUCCUGUCCAAUUUGGCAGCGGCUGCAUCAUCUUGUGAGAACUCAUCAGCAGGAAUGAACCUCCAGACAAUGUCCAGUAUCUGGGACAGUAUUCACUAUCGACAUCAUACUUCCCUAUGCCAAGCUCUAACAACAAUCCUAACAGGCCUCUCCUUGGCAAUACCGCAUUGGUCGCCGACUGAAUGGAAACAAAUGGUUCGCUGUGGAGUUCCGCUCCACUUUGAAGGCCUCUUGAGUUGCUAUGGUGAAGAAAUGUCCAUGUUGGAGAAUUGGGCUUGGGCCAUUCAGAGUCUCGAAUUCUGCAGGAUUGUUAUCCGACCCAGUGACUGUGUCACUCCUUCCAUUAAGAGCAAAAAUAGCAAAAAUGAGGAGAUGAUCGAUGAGAAUGAGCGGACAGGAAGUGGUCUAACUAAACCAACAGCCCAAAUUCUCAGUCACAAUGAAAUAAUGGCAAUUUUAGAUUUAACAAUCCCUCGAACAGCCUGGGACCGAGCACCAUCAGAAGUUCUAGCUCGAGGUAGAAUUGCUCUCACAUUGCAUCCAUUCCAUUUCAAUGUUGGAAUAAAUGAACAGCAAACAUUUGCUGAGCGACUUGAACGAGUUAAUCUUCAGUCCUCUAUUAACACCAAAGGAUUAGCCAGCAUGAAGAAUUACUUUGAAAAGUACACCCGCAAGUUCGGGGCCCCUAGAUCGUUUUCGACAGUUUUAGCCUAUCCUAUUCAAAAUCAGGUGAACCUCACCACACAACACGAUGAGGAGAAGGGAGAUCGUGAUUUGUAG